Messenger RNA from Penicillium maclennaniae, 1320 nucleotides. RefSeq names its product putative Golgi matrix protein. Gene Ontology annotation, biological process: endoplasmic reticulum to Golgi vesicle-mediated transport; Golgi organization. The record is from RefSeq and is a predicted model, not a curated record. Lineage: Eukaryota; Fungi; Ascomycota; Eurotiomycetes; Eurotiales; Aspergillaceae. Bases 1 to 1320 code for a protein of 439 amino acids. Gene Ontology annotation, cellular component: Golgi apparatus. The transcript has 3 exons. Gene Ontology annotation, molecular function: small GTPase binding.
AUGCCUGGAGAAAACCUCCCGCCUACUCAAGGCUCCAAAUCGAAGAAGAACAAGAAGAAGGGCGCAAAAGCCAGGGAGAAUCCCCAAGAGUCUGAGAACGAGCACCCAGAUGCGUCGGGAAGCAAGGAUAAUGCUACCCAGGUGUGUCAAGGGCCCUCCCUGCCUACCAUUGUGAUCGUUGCUGAGAUCACCCAGGACGACGGUGAAUCCACCAAUUCAAUGGCGACCUCGGACGCCCACGGCGCUCAACAACAAGUCACCAAUACCAGCGCGCAGAAUGAUGCCUCUGAUUCUGAAAGCCAGAAGCCCACUGGAGAUGCUGCUCAAGACAUCCGCGAUCCUUCCUUCCACAAGGCCGAGCCCAAUGACCGAUUUGAUGCGCUUGUUCGAGACCGAGACUCACUCCGUGCCGUCGUCACCGAUAUGCGCAAGUCUCUCGAAGAGCUUCAAUCCAGAUACAAGACAGAUAUGGAGUCGCUGCAACAGAAGUUGGAGGAUUCGGAGACCAAGAAGGAACAGGCAGAAACACAAUUUCAGAACCUGCUAGAGCGUGUGAAUACGAUCAAAUCACAGCUCGGGCAACGUAUGAAGGAGGAUGCUGAAGAGUUGGCGCAAGCUCGGUUGCAGAUCGAGGAACUUGAGGAUGACAACGCGAACUUGAAGGAGCAGCUCGAAGUAAAAUCUACGGAGCUAUCAAAACUUGCAGAGGCAUCGGCCCAGCAGAUGAGGGAGAUCUCUACCCUUCGGGAUCGGACGAACCUAUCCCAGCAAAAUUGGCUCAAGGAAAAGGAAGAAUUGAUGGACCAUGAAUCUUACCUUCAAGCCGAAUUUGAACAGGCCAAAGAGGCUAUGCACAGCUGGGAAGUCCUUGCAAUGGAGGAGCGAUCAAUUCGUGAAAACUUGGGCGAGAGAGUAACUGAUUUGGAAGAGCAGCUGAGCAACCUCCGCGAAGCCUAUGAACAGGCUUCGAAUGACCGCGACAGCCAUCAAUCGACAGUUGACGGUCUGCAAAGGGCUCUGCAGGAGAUUCAAACUGCACGAAAACAGGAGCUUCGGGAGCUGGUGGAAAGCUCAGAUUCCCAGCUUGAAGAGUUGAGGCGAUCUCUGCGAGAAGCACAACAGCAAGCAAGCGACGCCGAAAAGAAUCUUCACGUGGCGGAGGAAGAAUUGGAACGAGCGCGUCCAUUUGAGAAAGAGGUCAAGGAGAAGAAUCUUCUCAUUGGCAAGCUACGACAUGAAGCAGUCACUCUCAAUGACCAUCUGACGAAGGCCUUGCGAUUUCUUAAAAAGGGGAAGCCAGAAGACAACGUGGACCGGUGA